GUAAAGCCCGGAGGCGGCGCCGCCUCUCGAGGCUGAGCCCUGGCCCGGCGCCCGCAGGAUGGCGGGUGCUGCCGCUGCCUCUGCCUCCCGCGUGCACUACCUGUCCGACUUCUGCUGUCCGCUCGGAGGCCGUGCGGGGGCCAAGCCGCAUGUGCUGCGUCACCAGGCGGAGGUCUUCCUGUCCACCGGGCGCGAGUUCGUCUAUGUGUACGACCAGGAGGGCGGGGUGCUGACGGCGGUGUACCAGUUUCCCGACCAGGUGUGGCACCUGCAGCUGCUGGCGAUCCGCAGGGCGCUCUACGUCCUGUGCGCCCGGACCGGCAUCUACUGUCUGUCGCUGGACAACCGGGACAGGUCUGUGAUCCAGGCCUGUGAGGACAAGGAGGACGACACUUGCUCUACCCCUGUGAUCCAUGUGGACCCAGACGCCUGUGUCCUCCCCAACGCUGCGCUCUGUGCCUUCACCGUGCUCGAUGACAUGCUGGUCACCCUGGUGCAGGGCCCCACCCAGUGGAAGAUGCAGCUGUUUGAGCGUCCCUGUCCAGGGGAGGAGCCUGGGCUUGGAGGCCAGAUUGGCGAGGUGGAGCUGUCCACCUGCACCCCUCCAGGUGGGGUGCCCGGGAAGCCCUCAGCCCCCUGCUUCCUGCCGGUGCUGUCCUGCGCGUUCCCACCAGACUCCGGGGCUCCUCACGGUCACCCCCAGGGCUGUGGCUGCUUCACGCUGGAGGAGGCCCUCUUUGGCCUGCUCUUUGGAGCCGAUGCGGCCCUCAUGCAGUCCCCCGUGGUCCUCUGCGGCCUCCCUGACGGCCAGCUUUGUUGCGUGGUCCUGAAGGCCUUGGUUACCUGUGGGUUAGCCCCCGGCGACCCCAAGGCCUUAGUCAAGAUCCUCCAUCACCUGGAGGAGCCUGUGGUCUUCAUUGGGGCCCUGAGGGCAGAGCCACACGCUGAGGAAGAAGCAGGAGAGCCUCUGCCCGAGGAGAAUGUACACUCUGACUGCCUGGUGGCCCUGGGCCACCAAGGCCGGACACUGGCCAUCAAGGCCAGCUGGAGUGAGUCGGGGAACCUGGUACCAGACCUUCGUGAGUACUGCCUCCCGGGGCCUGUGCUCUGUGCUGCCUGUGGCGGGGACGGCCUCAUGUACCACAGCACCCCCUCAAACCUCUGUGCUGUAGACCUGACCCGGAGAGACGCUCCCUGGAACCCUGAGAAGCCAGGCGGGGCCGCGGGAGGCCUGCCCUCCACGCUGUGCCCAGCCAGUUUGAACAUCUGCAGUGUCGUCACUCUCUGUGUGUCGUCAAGGGCACCCACAGGUGGCGCCGAGCUCCUAGCCCUGUCUUCUAAAGGGCGCCUGAUCACCUGCAGCCUGGGCUUGAACUCUGAGGUACCUGUGCCUCCCAAAAUGACUAUGGCAAACGCAGGCCAGAAAAUUAAGGAGCUGCUCCUGGACAUCGGUGAUGUCUCUGAGAGAGUGUCCUUCCUGAAGAAAGCUGUUGACCAGCGCAACAAGGCCCUAACAAGCCUCAACGAGGCCAUGAACGUGAGCUGUGCCCUGCUGUCCAGCCAGGAGGGCGUGCGGCCCAUCUCAUGUACCAUCGCCACCUCCUGGAGCCGCCUGGAGUUACGAGACGUGCUGAUGGCCACCUGCACGCUCGAGAACGGUAGCAGCUUCAGCCUGGACCAGGGCUGGACCUUGUGCAUCCAGGUGCUAACGAGCUCCUCCGCCUUAGACCUGGACGGGGCCGGCUCGACUUUCACCUACACCAUCCCAGUGGACAGACUCGGCCCAGGCAGUCGGCGCGAAGUGACAUUGCCCCUGGGCCCCAGCGAGAGCGGCGCGCUCGACCUGCCGGUGACCAUGUCCUGCUGGCUCUUCUACAGCCUCAGGGAGGUGGUGGGCGGGGCCCUGGCCCCCUCCGACCCGCUAGAGGCCCCCUAUCUGGAGAAGCUCCCACUCAACCUCCCUAAGCAAGAUGGCGUCUGCCUGCCCCUGUGCAAGCGCACGGUGGACAUGCUGCAGUGCCUGCGCUUCCCCGGCGCGGCCUCGCAACCUGCCCAGGCCCCCUGCGUGCCGGGCCCUGCCCGCGAGCCGGUGGAGACCUUCCUGAAGACCUGCCAGGCCCCCGGCGGCGAGCCAGCCGGCGCUGCCGCCUCCCUUCGGGCCAAGUACCUGCCUCCGUCCACGGCGUCCAUCAGAGUGUCGGCGGUGCUCCUCAGAACCGCCCUGGAGGGCGGCCACUCAGGUUCCCACCUGUGCAGCGCCACCCUGCAGUGGCUCCUUGCCGAGAAUGCCGCCGUGGCUGUUGUGAGGGCCCAGAAACUGUCCUCCAUCCAGGGAACAGCACCGGACGGCACCGACGUCAACCUCAUCGUCCAUGAGGUAGCUGUGACUGAUUUGAGCCCCGCGGGGCCCAUCCAGGCUGUGGAGAUCCAAGUGGAGAGCUCCUCCCUGGCCAACAUGUGCAGGGCACACCACGCUAUCAUCAGGCGAAUACAGACCAUGGUCACAGAGCAAGCUGCCCAAGGUGCCAGCCCACCUGACCUCCGAAUGCAGUAUCUACACCAGAUCCAUGCCAACCACCAGGAACUGCUUCGUGAGGUGCAGACACUGCGUGACCAGCUGUGCACGGAGGAUGAAGUCAGAUCCUGCUCCACAGCCCAGAAGCUCCUGCAGGUUUACAAGCAGCUGCGCAACCCUAGCCUCGUCCUGUUGUGACCAGAUGGGUCCUGGUCCUCUUCCUCCAGUGCGCCAGCCUUCGUGGCUCUACGCGGGCCGGAAAGGAUACUCUUUGGCUCCCUGGCUCAGGCAGCUGCGCCUCCUGGCUGGUCAGCCAGAAAGGCCGAGAAAGUGGGGUGUGAGGAGGACCCGGGCAGUGCCUGAACCCACUAGGGUUUGCUGCCUCUCAUGCUCUCCUCCCUCCCUCCCUCCCGGCACAGCUGCUGGCCAGCCUCUCCUCACUGCGGGACUCACUUCAGGAUGAGCUCUGGGGCGUGCCUGGGGGCACCUCCCCGCCCCCACUGAUGGGAGACACCGCUGCCCAAGUGCCCGGACCAUGAGGACACAGUGUUUCUGGGGUCUGGACUUGUGGGUUUGGGACUGUUCUGCCGCUGACACACACACCCCGCCCCCCACCCGCCCGCCGUGCCCCAGGAGCGCUGGCUGCCCCUCCGGAGCCACCAGGCGGCAGAGUGCCCACCGCAACCAAAGCACAAAGACCAUGGGAAGGCUCCCACAGCCCCGGUGUCCCAGCCUCCUCCUUCAGCUGGGCAGUGCCCUGCUGCUGGGGCGGGGUGGGGCGGGGCUGCUCUCACUGUCGGGGGAGGGGGAGAGCGUGUCUGCUCCUGUGGAGUGCUGUCUGCGGUGCUGUGCCGACUAGCUGCCCUUUUCAUGGCGUCCCAGAUGUCAGCUGAUGUUUACUCACCUCUUGCCCUCUUCAGAGUCCGCCGCGCCCUUGGCCCUGAUAACAAAGGGCCGUUCUCGCCGUGCCCAGCUACCUCCUCCAGGGCUCCUCUCACAGGGUAUUUAUUUACAUGGGGGUCUGUCCAUCCCACAGGACAGAGCCCUCCCCCCUCCCCCCGGAGGCAGCCAGGAGAUGGAAUGGCCUCCCUCGACACAAGCUGGAGUCUGUGCCAGCCUGGCUUCUGUAACGGGGUGCAGAAGGCUCGCCUCCACUGCCGGGCUGCUGCGAGCCCUGCCCAGAGCUCGUCUCCAAGGCCACCCCUGCCACCUCCUGACUGGAAGCCUCCAGCUGCAUCACGUAGUGUGUGUGCAUGACUGUCUGCUCUGAGCAAGUUGGAGAGGCUGGCGGGAGGGGGGGGUCUCCCCGGGUAACCUGACUUCUGUCUCUGUCACAGGUGACAUUUUUCUAGUGUCCCCUACUUGCUAUUAUAGUCCACAUAAACUGCAA
Molecule: messenger RNA, 3905 nt
Organism: Mesocricetus auratus (golden hamster)
Lineage: Eukaryota; Metazoa; Chordata; Mammalia; Rodentia; Cricetidae
Gene: Faap100
Product: FA core complex associated protein 100
Biological process (GO): interstrand cross-link repair
Cellular component (GO): Fanconi anaemia nuclear complex; nucleoplasm
Source: RefSeq, a predicted model, not a curated record